AUGAGUUCGCCUGAGGGGCCCCCCAACCUGGGUCUCCUGGACCAGUACUCCCAGGGGUUCAUGGUGUCCCAGGUGCUCUUUGCCGCCAGCGAGCUGGGAGUGUUCGACGUCCUCGCCGAGGCCCCGGGGCCGCUGGGCUCGGAUGCCGUGGCCGCACGUCUGGGCACCAGCGCCCGGGGGACAGAGAUGCUGUUGGACGUCUGCGUGUCCCUCAAGCUCCUUCAGACGGAGGUGAGGGGAGGAAAGGCGUUGUAUGACAACACCGAGCUCUCCAGCGACUACCUGGUCAGGUCCCGCCCCCGGUCCCAGCACAACAUGCUGCUGUACUUGGCCAGGACGACCUACCUGUGCUGGGCGCACCUGGCCCAGGCCGUGAGAGAAGGAAAGAACCAGUAUCUGAAGGCCUUUGGGGUCCCCUCAGACCAGCUCUUUACCGCCAUCUACAGGUCCGAGGGGGAGCGGCUGCUGUUCAUGCGGGCCCUGCAGGACGUCUGGAGCGUCCAGGGGAGCAGCGUGCUGUCUGCCUUCGACCUCUCACCCUUCCCUCUCAUCUGCGACCUCGGGGGCUGCUCUGGGGCUCUGGCCAAGGAGUGCGUGGCUCUGUACCCGGGCUGUCGGGUCACCGUUUUCGACAUCCCACCAGUGGUGCAGACGGCAAAGAGACACUUCCUGUCCCCCGAGGAAGGACGCGUCGGCUUCCAGGAAGGCGAUUUCUUCGAAGACCCCCUCCCGGAGGCCGACCUGUACAUCCUGGCCCGCGUCCUACACGACUGGACCGAUGAGAAAUGCUCUCAGCUGCUGGCGAGAAUCCAUCAGGCCUGCAAGCCGGGAGGAGGGGCCCUGGUCAUCGAGAGCCUCCUGGACGCCGACGGGCGGGGCCCGCUGACCACCCAGCUGUACUCGCUGAACAUGCUGGUGCAGACGGAGGGCCGGGAGCGGACGCCCGCCCAGUACCGGGCGCUCCUGGCCGCGGCCGGCUUCGCGGACGCCCAGUGCAGGAGGACCCCGGGGGCCACGUACGGCGCCAUCCUGGCCCGGAAGUAG
Messenger RNA from Eptesicus fuscus (big brown bat), 1044 nucleotides. RefSeq names its product acetylserotonin O-methyltransferase (gene ASMT). Gene Ontology annotation, molecular function: O-methyltransferase activity. Bases 1 to 1044 code for a protein of 347 amino acids. The transcript has 8 exons. The record is from RefSeq and is a predicted model, not a curated record. Lineage: Eukaryota; Metazoa; Chordata; Mammalia; Chiroptera; Vespertilionidae.